GGUGAGUCCAUAACCCUAAAUCCUAAAAAAGAAUAUUCACUAGCAGCCAGGUGCCUUACCAGGGAGGCUGGCACAUAAGAGAUUCCACAAAUUAGACCAUUCCAGAGGAACUCUAAGGUCCUUUAUGCUAUUCUGUGGCUCCAGUUCCCACUGGCAACUGAUAAGUUGCCCUUAUCUCUCCUAUCCUUUCCCUCCUGCAGGAUCCUGGGGGAACAAGAACAUGUCUCCUGCCAUUGCUCUGGCCUUCCUGCCACUGGUAGUGACCCUGCUGGCCAGAUACCGCCACUACUUCCGGCUACUUGUCCGGGCUGUGUUACUUCGGGGGAUUCGUGAUUGCUUGACUGGGCUACAGCCUGAGGAGCGUGCCUUCAGCUAUGUGUUGACCAAUGCCCUGCCUGGAGACCCUGGCCACAUCCUUGCCACCUUCGACCACUGGAGCAGCCACUGCGAAUACCUGGCCCAUCUGGGGCCUCUCAAAGGUCAGAUCCUGACCCGCCUGGUAACACAACAGGCCCCGGAGUGUGUGCUAGAGCUGGGGACCCGCUGUGGCUAUGCUACCUUGCUCAUUGCUCAGGCCCUGCCUCCAGGCAGCCGGGUCGUUACUAUUGAAAUGGACCCGCAGACAGCGACUGUGGCAGAAAAAGUCAUCCGGCUGGCAGGCUUGGAUGAGUGCAAGGUGGAGCUGAUUGUGGGGCGCUCUGAGGAGGUGAUCCCCUGCCUAAAGGCCCAAUACAGACUGCGUCAGGCUGACCUGGUGCUUCUGGGGCACCGGCCUCGCUGCUACCUGCGGGACCUGCAACUCCUAGAAGCCCAUGCUCUGCUGCCUGCUGGUGCCACUGUGCUGGCAGAUCACGUGCUCUUCCCUGGGGCACCACGCUUCCUGCAGUACGCCAAGGCCUGUGGUCGAUACCGCUGUCGCCUCCACCACACUGGACUCCAGUACUUCCCUGCCAUCCGUGAUGGGGUGGCCCAACUCACUUACUUGGGGCCAGGCUGAGGAAGGUCCAUCUUGUUAGGCUCAUAGCAUGGAGAGUUGGAAAGGGCCCCCCAGACUCUCAUUUACCGAGGAGAAACCUGAGGCCAAGACUGGGAUCUGCACCCGAGUUUUCAGCCUCCAGAUUCAACCGUCCGCUUACUCUGGUAUGCUACCUUUGGCCACACGCUACAGUAGAUAGUGCACUACCUGCUACAGGAGACUCUGGGAGAGAGACUGAGGGCCAUAGGUGGCAACUGAGAAGGCUCUCUCACCAUUCUCUCUGCUUCUCCUCCUUUGUCCGGUCAGGGUUUCCUAUCCCCCAGCUACCUGGCCCCACGAAGGCCUAGGCUCAGCUUUGCCCCGUGGCCCUCAUAGGGGUUGGGAGGGAGGAAGGAAAGAGGCCAAGAGGAGGGGAGAUCAAAGUAGAAAGAGCACCAGGGGAGAGAAACAAAACUGAACUUGGAGUGAAGAGAUCCAGGUGUGAGUCCCAGCUCUAAUGCUAGCUGGGUGACCUUAAACAAGUCACUUCACUCUCUGAGACUGUUUGCAUAUCUGUAAAAUGGAAUAAUACC
This is a messenger RNA of Vombatus ursinus (common wombat), 1548 nucleotides long. Its product is annotated as transmembrane O-methyltransferase-like. The coding region runs from base 125 to 997 and encodes 290 amino acids. The record is from RefSeq and is a predicted model, not a curated record. NCBI's taxonomy places the organism in Eukaryota, Metazoa, Chordata, Mammalia, Diprotodontia, Vombatidae. Gene Ontology annotation, biological process: dopamine metabolic process; catecholamine catabolic process; developmental process. The transcript is spliced from 3 exons. Gene Ontology annotation, molecular function: catechol O-methyltransferase activity.